CACACAGAGUAGCUAUGGCAGCUCCCCUGCUGUCUUUGUCCAGAUGCUGCACACGUCCUCUUCUUGUCUCCAGUCGCCUGUUGAGUUCGGAAGCCGUGACUAAACCUUCGCUUCCCUCACGCUUCCUUCUGUACCUCACCAAGCGCUUCUACGAUGUGGAGGCUCUGCUCAUGUGGACAUCCAAGUUCAGAAAGAGAGGGGUGCACAAGAGAAACGCUUACUAUGGUUACACUGAAAGGUUUUACGGACCACAUGUUGCGGCGGCAUAUUUUAUCCUCAAUCUGAAAGGAGGUUUUAGGUAUCGUGGCCACACAGACUGGUUCCAUGCAGAGAAAUUCAAUUGGGACUUCCUUAAUCACAAAGACUGCCCCCUAGAGGAGAUAGAUUUGAGCUACACAGUGAUCAACUAUGAUGGACUAGGAAACUUUGAUGAGCAGAAAUCAUUGCGGACUCUGUCGUUAAAGGCUUGUCCUGAAGUCGAUGAUUGGUUUCUGUCCAGACUUCAUGUUUUUCAAGAUUCUUUAGAAGAGUUGGACAUCUCCCACUGUCCAAGGAUCACAACAGGAGGUUUACCCGCUCUCAGGAAUCUCAAGGGUUUGAAGCGCUUAGAUGUGUCUUCACUUCCUGGUAUCGCUAACCCUGGCUUGGUGGUGAUUCUGCUCGAGGAGAUGUUGCCAAAGUGCCACGUAAUUGCAGAUGGGUAUCAAUUUGAUUUACCACCAAAAGAGGAAGAAGAGGGACACAGAGAGGAGAUGCAUAGGUAGAGAAAGGGGAAAUACAGAAAAAGGGAUGGUGACAAAUUUUAUACGCUCAAUUUUGAUUGCAAACAAUGCAUGCAUUGAUAAUAUUUAUAAUUAUGUAAAUGAUUACAUACUAGAUAAGUGGAAAAGCUAGAGCCAACCAAAAUCCACAUGGAAUAAAGGUGCAUCUUACUAUACACAUGAAAUGUUUAUAUUAACUCAAUACCAGGUGAAAGUCUGUCAGUAUUGUAAUUCAAAAUGAAGUGCGUAAUUAUAAACAAAUAUGUAUAUAUAUAAUUUUUUCAAAAAUAUUUACAAUUUUUUGUGUAUUUAAGGGAGGUGUAUUUUAAGUUAAACAUGUACAUAUGAUAGUAAUUGUGAUUAUAUUGUAACUAUAAAUAAAUGCUCUUUUAUUCAAA
Molecule: messenger RNA, 1159 nt
Organism: Boleophthalmus pectinirostris (great blue-spotted mudskipper)
Lineage: Eukaryota; Metazoa; Chordata; Actinopteri; Gobiiformes; Gobiidae
Gene: dmac2
Product: distal membrane arm assembly component 2
Exons: 6
Coding region: 15-764 (249 amino acids)
Source: RefSeq, a predicted model, not a curated record